Drosophila serrata is the source of this 586-nucleotide messenger RNA. RefSeq lists its product as uncharacterized. The record is from RefSeq and is a predicted model, not a curated record. NCBI's taxonomy places the organism in Eukaryota, Metazoa, Arthropoda, Insecta, Diptera, Drosophilidae.
CUAAUUAUCCCACUGUUCCUGGGCUUGGUUCUUUCAAUAAUAUUUGCGUGUACACACUAUUUGUAAUCAGGGCAGCUCAUUGAUCAAAUUCCCGCCGGCUUUAGAUAAUAAUGAGUAAGAUAUUGCCAGCCAGCCCCAUUUGCGUUCGAUAUUUCAGUUAAAGGCGCGUCACCGUGCCGCGUUCACUUAGUUUCGUUUUUUACUAGUCACUAACUACAUACUAGCACUUGCACUUGCAACACAAAUAAAUAAGAAAUAAAUAAACUAGAGCCCAAGGAUCGAGGAUGUACAACGCAGGCUACCAAGUGGACGUAAUUGAUCCCUACUAUCAGCCUCCCGUGGAGGUGAUAAAUGUAGUGGGACCACCACCACCUGUGGAGGUGAUAGUACCAUCGCCAGUCUACACUCAGCCCGUUGUGGUUGUGGAGCAGCCCAGCUAUAAUCAGCCAGGACCACCGGCAGGACCCAGCGAUGCCGAGUGCUGCAUGCUUUUGGGAGCCUGUUGUGUGUUGGAGGAGUGUGGCCUUUGUGCCAUAAUGUAGAAUUGUGAAAAUAUAAAAUUGUGAAGUUUGUGAAAUACUUGUAA